AGCCGAGAUCUGCGAUUAACCAACGUCAUGAGGAGAGAUUUAUUUCGUGCCUUGGUGAAGAGGACUGCUGGCCAGAAAACCACUGGUAAGAAGUCAACCGAAGUGGGGUCAAGUGCAACGUCGGCGGCUAUCCCGGAAAGUCGGGAGUCUCCACAAGAAGUUGCACCUACCGAGGUGCUGCCGGUUGUGGAUGCUGCUGCGAUUAAUCAAGCUGAGCCCGAGCCAAAUGUACUGGGAACCGAGUUGGUCAUGUCCGAGCUAACGCACUUCGAGGUGCCAAGAGAUGAGCCAGAGAAACACUCAUCCCCUCUGAAGUCUGUGGAGUCCAACCAACCAGAGAAGAGGAAGAAGAGAAAAUUAGUGAAAAUGUCUGAUGCAGGAGCUUCCUCCAGAGUGGAGAAGAGAUCGAAGAAGAAGCACGACUCCGGUCAAGUCGUUACUCAAUUUCGUGGGUACAACCCUGAGAAAUUCUCGGGACAAGGAGAUCCUUGUCUAGUGGAGGAGUGGAUUCAGGGUCUCGAAACCAUUUUUGAGAUCACUGAAUGCACAGAAAGGCAGCGUAUUAUUUGUGCUCAACUGCAAAUGACCGGAGAUGCUUGGCUAUGGUGGAACUCCUACUGGGGCAUGCGUCCUGGGGAGAAAGAAAAUCUCACUUGGAUGCAAUUCAAGGAGAUGAUGGAAGAGAAAUACUAUCCAGCUCACUAUCGGACUGAGAUGGAACGUCAAUUCUUGGCAUUAUCCCAAGGAAAUCGUACAGUUGAUGAGUAUGAGAGAGAGUUUACUAGAUUGGGGUCUUUUGUCAAAUAUCUGGUGGACACAGAGGCUAAAAAGGCAAGACGAUUCCAAGAUGGGUUACAACGAGAAAUUCGUCAUCAUGUAGCUGGACACUGUAUUCAGACUUAUGCUGAUAUAGUGGCCAAGGCUCAAGAAGUAGACGCAAGUUUCCGGAGGGGCGAUGGCCAAAUUCAG
This is a messenger RNA of Striga hermonthica, 969 nucleotides long. NCBI's taxonomy places the organism in Eukaryota, Viridiplantae, Streptophyta, Magnoliopsida, Lamiales, Orobanchaceae. The record is from the annotation of a GenBank genome assembly.